AUGCGCCAUAAAGAAGCUGGCAUCGAGACAAACCAAGUGAAUGAGCAGUGUUCAAAAGCAUGUGAUGUUGAGAAUGCAAAUGAAGAAUCUGGAAGUUCUGAUGAGAAUGAUUCAUACUCAGAAGGGUCGUCCACUAAGUAUGAAGAGUUUUAUAAUAGUGAAUGCAACAUGCUUGAUGACGAAUUGUAUGAUAAUUUUGUGGAUCGUGACGUCGAAUUUGUUGGUGUUAACAAAGGGAAAGGAGUUGAGAAAGGGAAAGGGGUUGAGGGUGUUAGAGGCACAAUGAUGGAUGCCAAUAAUGAGUUUUAUGGUGAAGGCUAUGACAUAGAUGAUAACUCAGUAUAG
Molecule: messenger RNA, 345 nt
Organism: Ilex paraguariensis (yerba mate)
Lineage: Eukaryota; Viridiplantae; Streptophyta; Magnoliopsida; Aquifoliales; Aquifoliaceae
Source: the annotation of a GenBank genome assembly